GGGGCGCGGCGGCUCGGCCCUGGGCAGCCCUGGGCAGCGCCGGCCGGGCCGAGGAGCAAGCUCUCCCUGCUCCAGCUCUCAGCCCUACAAAUUACAGUUUCACUGAAUUGUACCGGACCUCUCAUCUGGGGACCUGUCCCCUGCCCUCCGUGUUGUACAUUGGACUCGGCGACACUCAGGAAAUGCUUGUCUCCUGCUGUUGACGCAUCAUCUCCCAGUACUAUGGAUCAUGCUGAAGAAAAUGAAAUCCUCGCAGCAAGCCAGAGGUACUAUGUGGAAAGGCCUAUCUUUAGUCACCCCAUCCUCCAGGAAAGACUGCACAAGAAGGACAAGAUUUCGGAUUCCAUCGGGGAUAAGCUGAAACAGGCAUUCACAUGUACUCCUAAGAAGAUACGAAAUAUUAUUUAUAUGUUCCUGCCCAUAACAAAAUGGUUACCAGCAUACAAGUUCAAAGAGUAUGUGUUGGGUGAUUUGGUCUCAGGCAUAAGCACAGGGGUCCUUCAGCUUCCUCAAGGGUUAGCCUUUGCAAUGCUGGCUGCUGUGCCUCCCGUGUUUGGCCUGUACUCUUCAUUUUAUCCUGUUAUCAUGUAUUGUUUUUUUGGAACCUCCAGACACGUAUCCAUAGGUCCAUUUGCUGUGAUUAGCCUGAUGAUUGGCGGCGUGGCUGUCCGAUUAGUACCCGAUGAUAUCGUCAUCCCAGGAGGAGUAAAUGCAACCAACGGCACGGAAGCAAGAGACGCCUUGAGGGUGAAAGUCGCCAUGUCUGUGACCUUACUUUCAGGAAUCAUCCAGUUUUGCCUAGGUGUCUGUAGGUUCGGAUUUGUGGCCAUAUAUCUGACCGAGCCCCUGGUCCGGGGCUUUACCACCGCAGCAGCUGUGCACGUCUUCACCUCCAUGUUGAAGUACUUGUUUGGAGUGAAAACAAAGCGGUACAGUGGGAUCUUUUCAGUGGUGUAUAGUACAGUUGCUGUGUUGCAGAAUGUUAAAAACCUCAACGUGUGUUCUCUAGGCGUCGGGCUGAUGGUUUUUGGUUUGCUGUUGGGUGGCAAGGAGUUUAAUGAGAGAUUUAAAGAGAAAUUGCCGGCACCCAUUCCUUUAGAGUUCUUUGCGGUGGUGAUGGGGACUGGCAUUUCAGCUGGGUUUAACCUGAAAGAAUCGUACAACGUGGAUGUCGUCGGGACACUUCCUCUGGGGCUACUGCCUCCUGCCAACCCGGACACCAGCCUCUUCCACCUCGUGUACGUGGAUGCCAUCGCCAUAGCCAUUGUUGGCUUUUCGGUGACCAUCUCAAUGGCCAAGACCUUGGCAAAUAAACAUGGCUACCAGGUUGAUGGCAAUCAGGAGCUCAUUGCCCUGGGACUGUGCAAUUCCAUUGGCUCACUCUUCCAGACUUUCUCCAUUUCAUGCUCCUUGUCUCGAAGCCUUGUUCAGGAGGGAACUGGAGGGAAGACACAGCUUGCAGGUUGUUUGGCCUCACUAAUGAUUCUGCUGGUCAUAUUAGCCACCGGAUUCCUCUUUGAAUCAUUACCCCAGGCUGUGCUGUCGGCCAUUGUGAUCGUCAACCUGAAAGGAAUGUUUAUGCAAUUCGCAGAUCUCCCGUUUUUCUGGAGAACGAGCAAAAUAGAACUUACCAUCUGGCUUACCACUUUUGUUUCCUCCUUGUUCCUGGGAUUGGACUAUGGUUUGAUUACAGCUGUGAUCAUCGCUCUGCUGACUGUGAUUUACAGAACACAGAGUCCCAGCUACAAAGUCCUUGGACAGCUUCCUGACACUGAUGUGUAUAUCGAUAUCGACGCAUAUGAAGAGGUGAAAGAAAUUCCUGGAAUAAAAAUAUUCCAAAUAAAUGCCCCAAUUUAUUAUGCAAAUAGCGACUUGUAUAGCAGUGCUUUGAAAAGAAAGACGGGAGUGAACCCAGCACUCAUAAUGGGAGCGAGAAGAAAGGCCAUGAAGAAGUAUGCUAAGGAAGUUGGAAAUGCAAAUGUGGCCAACGCAACCGUUGUCAAAGUGGACGCGGAAGUAGACGGAGAAGAUGCCACAAAGCCUGAAGAAGAGAAUGAUGAAGUAAAAUAUCCCCCGAUAGUCAUCAAGAACACAUUCCCUGAGGAACUGCAAAGAUUUAUGCCCCCUGGGGAGAACAUUCACACCAUCAUUCUGGAUUUCACGCAGGUCAACUUUAUUGACUCUGUUGGCGUGAAAACCCUGGCUGGGAUUGUUAAAGAAUAUGGAGAUGUCGGUAUUUAUGUGUAUUUAGCAGGAUGCAGCGCCCAAGUUGUAAACGACCUCACUCAGAAUCGAUUUUUUGAGAACCCGGCCUUGAAGGAGCUUCUGUUCCACAGCAUUCACGAUGCGGUGCUCGGCAGCCAGCUUCGGGAAGCCCUCGCUGAGCAGGAGGCCUCGGCUCUCCCUCCCCAGGAGGACUCGGAGCCCAACGCCACUGCCGAAGCAUAGAUGAAGACCUCGGCUGGGACGGGGUAGGCGCCUCUCGUGAAAUGACUCAUCGUUACACUGUUUAAGUACUACACACUAGUUUUUUCUUCCUAAGGGUAAAUAUCAGUAGUCAAGGCUUGAUUUGGAGGGUGAAUGACGCAUAGAAAGGUGUAUCUUACUUGUGGGGGUUUU
This is a messenger RNA of Lontra canadensis (Northern American river otter), 2619 nucleotides long. It is a transcript of the gene SLC26A5, whose product is annotated as solute carrier family 26 member 5. Gene Ontology annotation, molecular function: chloride transmembrane transporter activity; secondary active sulfate transmembrane transporter activity; bicarbonate transmembrane transporter activity. Gene Ontology annotation, cellular component: membrane. The coding region runs from base 223 to 2448 and encodes 741 amino acids. NCBI's taxonomy places the organism in Eukaryota, Metazoa, Chordata, Mammalia, Carnivora, Mustelidae. The record is from RefSeq and is a predicted model, not a curated record. Gene Ontology annotation, biological process: transmembrane transport. The transcript has 20 exons.